AUGGCAGGACUCAAGUGGAAAAUUCAAUGGGAAGAUUCAGGUGGAAAAUUGCAUGGCAAGUUUCAGGUGGAAAAUUCAAUGGCAAGAUUCAGGUGGAAAAUUGAAUGGCAAGAUUUAGGUGAAAAAUUCAGUGGCAAGAUCCAGGUAGAAAAUUCAAUGGGAAGAUUCAGGUGGAAAAUUCAAUGGCAAGAUUCAGGUAGAAAAUUCAAUGGCAAGAUUCAAGUGGAAAAUUCAAUGGGAAGAUUCAGGUGGAAAAUUGCAUGGCAAGAUUCAAGUGGAAAAUUCAAUGGGAAGAUUCAGGUGGAAAAUUGUAUGGCAAGAUUCAGGUGGAAAAUUCAAUGGCAAGAUUCAGGUGGAAAAUUGUAUGGCAAGAUUCAAGUGGAAAAUUCAAUGGGAAGAUUCAGGUAG
Messenger RNA from Paramuricea clavata, 408 nucleotides. The record is from the annotation of a GenBank genome assembly. Lineage: Eukaryota; Metazoa; Cnidaria; Anthozoa; Malacalcyonacea; Plexauridae.